AUGUAUUCCAUCGAAUGGCAGAAAAGAGGUCUACCACAUGCUCAUAUAUUAAUUUGGUUAGUUGAAAAAAUUGUUCCAACUCAAAUUGAUGAUAUCAUUACUGCUGAGCUGCCCAACGCAGAAGAAGAUCCAGAAUUAUUUGAAAUUGUGAAAAAAAAUAUGAUUCACGGACCAUGUGGGGAACACAACCCACACUCGCCAUGCAUGAAAAACGGAAAAUGCACCAAAAAGUAUCCACGCCAGCUGCUGCAAGACACACAAACUGGUGGCGACGCUUAUCCGUUGUACAGACGACGAAAACCAGAUGAUGGAGGAUACACCACAACUAUCAAAAUCAAUAACGUUGACUUCGAAGUUGAUAAUCGAUGGAUUGUGCCCUACUCUCCUAUCCUUUCGAAAUCAUUCAAUGCACAUAUCAACGUGGAGUUCUGUAAUUCAGUUAAGUCAAUAAAAUACAUAUGUAAAUACGUGAAUAAAGGCAGCGAUAUGGCAAUUUUCGGAAUUGCGAAUCCCAAUGCACCUGUCAAUGAAAUCGAGCAAUUUCAAAUGGGACGUUAUAUUAGCAGUAAUGAAGCUGUAUGGAGAAUUCUUGGUUUCGACAUUCAUGAACGCUUUCCUGCUGUCAUGCAUCUCAGUGUUCAUUUGGAAAACGGUCAACGAGUCUACUUCACGGAAGGCAACGCACCCCAACGACACGAAGUCCCUCAGUACUACACUUGGAAUCAAUCGACGAAGAAAUUUUGCAGAAGAAAACGAGGCGCCAGGCAUUCUUCUAUAGCUGGCAUAUUUUCUACUGGUGUACUGGGAAGAGUAUAUACUGUUCAUCCAAAUAAUGGUGAAUGCUACUAUUUGCGAAUGCUGCUUCACGUGGUCAAAGGACCAACAUCGUUUCAAGCAAUCAAAACAAUCGAUGGUCAAGAGUGUGAGACAUACAGAGAAGCAUGUUUUAAACUUGGUUUGCUUGAAAAUGAUCAACAUUGGGACAACACAUUAGCAGAAGCAUCUGAGACACGUCAUGCCCAUCAAAUACGAACUCUGUUUGCCAUAAUUUUGACAACCUGCGCACCUUCUGAUCCGAAAGGUUUAUGGGAAAAACACAAAGAGAGUAUGAGCGAAGACAUACUUCUCCGAGCACGCAGAAAUAAUCCCGGCUUGGAUGUACAGUAUUCGGAAGACAUUUUCAUGAAGCACUGA
Molecule: messenger RNA, 1194 nt
Organism: Zophobas morio
Lineage: Eukaryota; Metazoa; Arthropoda; Insecta; Coleoptera; Tenebrionidae
Exons: 2
Coding region: 1-1194 (397 amino acids)
Source: RefSeq, a predicted model, not a curated record